Sarcophilus harrisii (Tasmanian devil) is the source of this 2901-nucleotide messenger RNA. It is a transcript of the gene C1H19orf44, whose product is annotated as chromosome 1 C19orf44 homolog. NCBI's taxonomy places the organism in Eukaryota, Metazoa, Chordata, Mammalia, Dasyuromorphia, Dasyuridae. Bases 302 to 2206 code for a protein of 634 amino acids. The transcript has 9 exons. The record is from RefSeq and is a predicted model, not a curated record.
CCCGCGGCGCGAGGCCGGAAGUCCAACCCGUUGCCCUGAGAGACGGUUAGUGAGUACUGGGCCCUCCGGCCCUGGGCCGGGGGAGUAGAGUACGGAGAUUUAAGAUUGGACUGGGCCUCGGAGGAGGCGAACCUAAGGAACAGGUUCACCUGGACUCUGGGAGUUGGGGAAUGGGAUGAGAGAAGAAGAGAAGGUUGAUCCGACAAGAUCUAGCGGUCUUAGUGGACUGCAAGCUCGGAAUGCCUUCACCGCAUGACGUGGCGGCCCACAGCGCUAGCGUCUGAGGCCUCGUUGAGAAGGGAUGAUGUCAGCAGCAAGGAAAGCCAGCCUAUUAAAUGCCAACCACUUAGCUAAUGACUUUUUUUAUGAUUCCAGUGACAUUUCCAUAGGAGAUAUGAGGAUAAAAGAAACUCAGAAUAGGGUCUUUAGAAGUGAAGGCCUUGAUAAGACAUCAUUUAGCCAAAGCAGAUUCUUAAAGAGGAAACAAAAUGCUGAUGAAAACCAGUUUUUCUUCAAGGGUAAUACUGUAAAAGAGAUGGGGAGCAGGACCUCUUUAAAUAGAUCAAUGACUACUGCCUCCAAGAUCAGGGCUAAUGCAGCUUUGAUGAAACUAGCACAAAUAGAAACUAAAAUUAUGAGCCGAAAGCUGCAGGUUGAUUUGUCUGACACUGACACAGAUGGAAAGAGUGCUGAUGAUGCCCUUUCCCUGAAGAAUGUAAGUGACAUUCCCUGGCAACAUGGGGAUAAACUUCCCAUUGCUGGUAGCAAUGAAAGAGUGAAUCGGUUUCUGAAGAAGAAAGGUCCAGCCAUUGAAAAAAUAGCCAGUACAGUACAGUCUGGAAAUGUCAAGAAUUCUCAAUCACCAAAACAGAAAGAACCAGUUGGAAAGCUGGUAUCUACGGAUAGUGAUGAAGAGGAAAUGAAAUUGUUGCUGGGAAACUUCGUGAAGCCUUUCGAUGACAAAGACGCACCUAAGAAUGCUGUUCUUAAGAACACUAAACUUAAGGAAGAUGAAUAUAAGGCACUCUCUAUGGAUGAGAUUCUGAGUCCACCAGGUCCAGCUUCUCCACCUAGUGAAGAAUUUUCUAGUCUCAAACUUUUUCGAACAUUAUGUUUGCCUGAAGAAAGCUGUCAAGAAACUGCCUCCCACAAUAGCCCUUCAAGAACUCCUUCCCCACAGAGUGGCUUUUCAGAUAACAAAACUUCAAGAUCACCAUCACUUUCAAUAAUGCAUUACUUUUCAAGGCCAACAUCCCCCAAAAUGCAGCAUAUAAAACUAGCAUUCUCACCUGGGGAGACUGAAAUUGGAUCAUUGGAUGAGUUGUUCUCUGAAGCAUCCAGUGAUAGCUUAAAUGAUUUUAAAAUAAAUAUUUUAUCCCUUGAUGAUUUGGCUCCAGUUGAUGUCAGUGAGAAAAAAGAACUCAAACAAAAAGAAGAAGAUCAUAGAAUAAAACCAUCAAGCAAGGAAUUAAAAAGAGAUGUAUCAGUUGUAAAAAGUAUACAAAGAAGAAAUGUCAAAGAGAUGAGUCCAGAGACAAGUAUGAACAUUACUUCUCUUGAUCUUGAAGAGGAAAGUUGCAUUGCAAGUGAAAUAUCUGAGGAUGUGAAUGAGAAUUCUGUCACCUCUUCUAGAGAGGAAAGUAUUUCCAGGAGAUCACCAUCUCCUAAACUGCAGGAAAAUACUAUAAACUCAGUAUAUUCUGAAGAUUUUGAAAAAUCAACAGUAUCUGGGCAGGCAACCUACUCCCAAGAGUCAUCAAACAAGACACCGUCUUUGUCUGAGAGCCCUUCAUAUUCUCAAAGAGAUCUUAGUACAGAAUCUGGAGAGCCUGGUCCAAAAUGGAGUGAGAAUGUAAGGAGACUCUUAGUGAAAGAAGUGGCUGUUCAGACUUAUGAUCCUGCAUUCACCUACAGCUGGAAAAAAGAGACCAUGGCGACCAUUGGCCCAAGUCUGGGCAGAGCUUAUGUGGACCCUGAACCUAUUGCCACUCAUGUGAUUAGUGCAGAUGCAAUAGAAGCUCUGACAGCCUAUAGUCCUGCAGCCUUUGCUCUGAAUGACAUGUUAAAACAGCAGCUGACAUUGACAAAGCAGUUUAUGGAAACCAGCCGGUAUCUGCAUUAUUCUCUCCUUAAGUCCCUGGAAGAUGACACAUUCCAUUAUCAUACACUGGAAGAAGUUAAAGAGAAAAACACCAGAAGAUUAUGAUGAAUUACUUAUAAACAGUCUGCUAGCGGUCACUUAAAAGUGAAGAGGAAUCUUACGGGGGAGUAGGACUCCGAGAUCGGGAUCGACGCCUUCUUCCUGGGGAGUAAGAUUUUGACCUGGACCUGGACCUUGACCGUGACCUGCUGCGUGAAGAACGGGACCGGCUUCUGCUCCUGUAUCAUAAAAGUGUCUAAAUUCAGUUACCUUCUCCUCCAGAAAAAGUGAGCAUAAACAUCCAGCCUUGACAAUCACUAAGGGGCUCUACUUCAUGAAGAAAGGCCCAAUUGUGACCUACCUAGACCGGGAGCGUGAAUAUGAACGAGAACAGGAGCGAGACCGUGACCUUGAGUAUGAACCAGAUGAUUUGGAAGAUCUUGAAUUGGAUCGUGACGAAGAACGACCUCUACUCUUAGACCUGCUACGAGAUCUAGAAGGUCCACUGCAAAGAGAAUUUAUAGUGAGCAAAAUAUUUCGAUAGCUCUACUAUAUCUCUGGAGCCACACCCACAAAAUACAAAUGUUUAAUUAAACCUGCCCUAAAUUAAACAUUUUUUUUUUGCUUAAAAACUAGCCACAUCUCACCUCUGAAGAAAAAAAGGCAGGACACUUUUUCAUCUAGUCUUACUGAAGAACUUGAAUAAACAAAUCUGGCUAGGCCCCCUAGUGAUAUUAAAAUAAACACCCUGUUUUUAAACC